Messenger RNA from Chlamydomonas reinhardtii, 1804 nucleotides. RefSeq lists its product as uncharacterized. The coding region runs from base 137 to 1150 and encodes 337 amino acids. The record is from RefSeq and is a predicted model, not a curated record. Lineage: Eukaryota; Viridiplantae; Chlorophyta; Chlorophyceae; Chlamydomonadales; Chlamydomonadaceae. Gene Ontology annotation, molecular function: ATP hydrolysis activity. The transcript has 5 exons.
CAGAUCUGUGUAGCCGAGCAUAGCACAGAUGAAAUGAGGUUUAAAUACAGCAAUCGACGUGACACAGAAUUUGUUUGCCGCGUCGACCUCACAAACCCUCACAACGCAGCCAACCCGCUCGCGAUCUAGCCCACCGAUGGCCCAUAUUCGGCACAUUUUCCUCACUGGAGUGCCAGGAUGUGGCAAGAGCACCCUGUGCCGCAAGGUCGUGGAGAGCGGGCUCGAGGCCCAGUGGCAGGGGUUCUUUACCGGAGAAGUAAGGGAGCACGGCGAGCGCAUUGGCUUCGACGUUAUCACUAUUGGCGAAGGAGCAGCUUUGAAGGGCCCGCUUGCGCGUGUGCCGCGAGAGCAGGUCCCUCGCAGCGGCCCGUCGGUGGGCAAGUACUCUGUGGAUGUGUCUUCGUUUGAGCGGCUGGCCCUGCCCGCUCUGCAGCUUUCCAGCGGCAGCCUGACAACGACACGACUUGUCCUCGUUGAUGAAGUCGGAAAAAUGGAGCUUUGCUCGCGGGCGUUCUUCCCUGCCGUGCGGGCGGUGCUGGAUGCGCCCAAUGUGGUGGUGCUGGGGACAAUACCCACGCCGCGCGACGGGCGGGUCAUCGCGCAGGUCGCGGAAAUCUGCGCCCGCCCAGACGUGGAGGUGAUCACUGUGACCAGGGACAACCGGGACGCGCUGGCGGGGCAGCUGGCGGCGAGGCUGCGGGGCCUGCUCCAAGCUUUGCCGCCGCUGCCGCCACUGAAGCUGCAGCCGCCGCCGCCAGCGGCUGCUGCUUCUGGAGCCCCUGCAUGUGGGCCUUCCGCAAUAGACGGUUUAGAAGCAGGGAGCGGCGCGGACAGCACCAGCACGGCAGGGGUUGGCAGCCACUACAGCAGCAGCGGCAGGAGCAGCUUUGCUGGCAGCCAUGCCGCACACGGGGCUGCGCAGCCGCGGGCCGGCGGCGCACGCGUGUGGUCUGCUCGCCUAGGCGCCGCUGGCAGUGGCAGCGCAUCAGCAGCAGUUGUUGGCGCGCAGGCUCAGGGGCGGGCUUCUGGGUAUGCUGGCGGCUGGGGGCAGCGGCCGGGGGCGGGUUCCGGCAGCGGAGUGAAGUUUGUCAGCGGGAGCGGCAGUGCUUCGCUCGCAACAACGGGCGUCAGUGGCAGGCCCUUCCAGUAACUGGAGGCUCUGACUUCCAGUUUUCGACAAUGGCCGACCCCGCCAAACUGGCACCAGGAACUGUUGAUGACAUCCCUGCCGCUUCGCUGCACUAUGUUGCCGGACGAGCACGUCGCGGUGUGGCCUGCUCAGCGUGGCCGCUGCAGCGGAGGCGCAGCCCGUUUCUGUGCCGCGCCGGCGCAUCCGGUGCCUCGGCUGCUGUGCCGGGUGUUGGGCGCAGCAUCCAGCAGGGCCGGCCUCCAGCAGCAACGUGCAGCUCGUUGUCCAGCGUACUACGAGCAAGGUGUCAGCAGAAUGGGGCAUGGGCACUGGUCGGAGGGGGUACCGCACAGGGAGCUAGCGCAACUUCCUGCAGCAGUGCAGCUUGUGUCAUGCGGGCAGACGCAGUGCUCCAGUUCACAGUCCCACACGGUGGAGCCAGUCCCUGCGGCUGACUUCUUCUCACGGGGAAACCCCUUUCCUCCCACGACACGUGCGACUUUAACUGGAUGAGGCGCGCCUUCGCGGUUUUUGGGCUGCGUCGUGAGCCCUUUGCAACCAGCGCUCCCUACACCUCACCCAGAUUUCUAUGCAAUAUAAAUCCUGAUUUUCUACUGGCUGCAAGAGUCAGCGCUGGGUUUCAGGGGCGAUGAGACAGGGGCCCAUCGCAGGUCC